This is a messenger RNA of Leptomonas pyrrhocoris, 870 nucleotides long. RefSeq lists its product as hypothetical. The record is from RefSeq and is a predicted model, not a curated record. Lineage: Eukaryota; Euglenozoa; Kinetoplastea; Trypanosomatida; Trypanosomatidae. Bases 1 to 870 code for a protein of 289 amino acids. The transcript has a single exon.
AUGGAACCAUUCGUGUGGCGGUCAGCGCCCCCUUUUUUUCUCCUCUGUGUUGCUGCACCUCCACUCUCCUCUCUGCAAAAAAAAAAAAUUCAUUCUUCGUCGAAGUUGGUUUCACUGUCCGGACCGUUGAUGUUCAUUUUAGUUGCGUUUCCUUGCUUAUUACUAUUAUUAUUAUUAUUCAAUGCUUUGUUUGUUUGCGUGUUUUUGGUGUACGGUGUUCUGUGGGCCUGUUUGCACGCCAGGGAUGCGAGGCGAGUCAAAGGAAACGAGUACUGGGGAGUCGGAUCACGAGCGCCUAAAAUGCUAAAGGAAGUCUAUGUGUUCUUUCUAGGAUGUACGACGCGUCUUGAAACGGUUCGUCUUGUGCACGCACCACCCGCUUCGGAGAGCAAGCGUGCAAACUGGGCCGGCGAUUCUUCGUGGCUGCUCCUCUUCUCUGUUUUUACUCCCGUUUCCCUUUUCUUGGCUUCAUCGAUGUUUGCUUACAACGCCGGUUGCGAUGUUUUCAUAUCUUUUCAUUCUUUGUCGCUUUCUAGAGAACUUCUUUUGUUAUAUUUUUCAUCGCUUUGUGUGAGGUUUAAUGCGUGUUUGUAUGCAUUGACUAUUGGCGUAUGUGCGCAUGUGUGUGUUGUGCUGCAGGACCUUUCAUGGCAAAGAAAGAAAACAUGCAGCUGCGUUGUCCACUCGCAACUCUCUUCCCCUCUCUCAUUCGACUUCAACUAUUUAGCCAACUGUUUCUGCGCUGGGACGGUUGCGUUAAGAGGCUCUUCUACUAUUCCUCUUAUUGUUGUUGUUAUGAUGAUGAUGUCUACAGCUGCAUUCUCUGUAGCAGCUUCUAAGCGUACGAGUGAAAACCCCCAAAAGAUUUAA